Messenger RNA from Archocentrus centrarchus (flier cichlid), 4694 nucleotides. RefSeq names its product alpha-1,6-mannosylglycoprotein 6-beta-N-acetylglucosaminyltransferase B-like. Gene Ontology annotation, molecular function: alpha-1,6-mannosylglycoprotein 6-beta-N-acetylglucosaminyltransferase activity. Gene Ontology annotation, biological process: protein N-linked glycosylation. Gene Ontology annotation, cellular component: Golgi apparatus. The coding region runs from base 154 to 2379 and encodes 741 amino acids. The transcript is spliced from 18 exons. The record is from RefSeq and is a predicted model, not a curated record. NCBI's taxonomy places the organism in Eukaryota, Metazoa, Chordata, Actinopteri, Cichliformes, Cichlidae.
CGGAAAGAAGUAAAAAAGGAGGCAAGAUACUCCCCAGCCCUCGCUUUAUUUCCUUUUUUAAGUUUGUGUGUUUUCAAAACAGGCCUGAUGGCUGCCACUGGCUUUGGAUGAAGACCUACAGAGUGACAUCCUACACCCUGUAAAAAGAAGGCCAUGCGUGUCACACUGCGGCCUCGUAGUGGUUGCCUGGUACUGUGUCUGUGCCUGUCUGUGGUCACCCUGCUGCUACAGAGCCUCUGGGUCCCACUGGAGAUGACCAGGGAUGAUCCUGCAGGGAGCUCACCUGAGGACCUGGGUCAGCGUGUUCUUGGCUUUCGUAGCCUGGCUCUUCGCUUGGAGGCUUUGAGCACUCAGGUACAGAGACUGAGCAGAGAGAAUGAUGGCACCCAGAUGACCAGGAAUGAUCUCACUUUGCUACUGCAGAGCUUCAAACAGGACCAGCAAGGUUUGACUCGCUUGGUAGAAAGAGAGCUGAAGAGAGUAUCGCGGAGGCUUGAUCAGCUCAGCCGUCAUCAACAACACCACCAUCAAGCUCAAGCCCCAACACCGCUUGAUAACCAUAGACCACAGACAGGACCCAGCGAGAAGUGUGAGGUGCCAGUGGAUCCUGCGUAUCCAGUGUGUGCAGAGAAAGUGGAGUUCCUGCAAGCCCAGUGGCAGUCAGACCCCUGUUAUGCUUUUUAUGGAGUGGAUGGUACCACUUGCUCCAUACUGAUUUACCUCAGCCAGAUAGAGGACUUUUGUCCUCCUCAUGAUGGAAGAAACCUCUCUACACUGCCAUGGCAUCAGAGACCUCAUUUUCAUACAGUGAAGGCUGAGAUACGUAAAUCCCUACUCCCGCUGUACGAAGUGAUCCGUGACAACAGCAGCCUGGCAAUGAAAUUUAUCCGGUCCAGAGUGGAAAGAAUGUCUGAACAGUGGAUACAGGCUGGUCUGAGGAUGAAAGAGAGCAGCAGCAAGGCAGUCUCUACACAGAUGAGGGUGCUGCUUUAUCCUGGUGUCCUUGCUGGGAAUGUUGGCCAGCAUUUUGAAGCAAUGGUGGAAAGAGGCGGUCCUUUAGGAGAACUGGUUCAGUGGGCCGACCUCAGUGCCUGCUUAACAAUCCUUGGCCACAACCUGACCUUCAGCACCUCGCGUCACCAACUCCACAGCCUGAUAGGUGCUGCUCCAGGCCGAGGCAGCUGUCCAAUCCAAAGGCCCCUCACCUUUGACCUGAUUUAUACUGACUACCACGGCCUUGCUCACCUCCAAGGAGCCAUGGGACUGGCUUUCAAGCAUUACCAGUGCCGCUUCAGAAUCUUGGACUCAUUUGGCACAGAACCAGCCUUUAACUUAGCGCGUUAUGCACGUAGCCAUGGAUAUAAAACACUGUGGGGCAGCUGGGAUCUCCAACCUCUGCAGUACAUGACCAUGUUCCCUCACACUCCUGAUAAUUCCUUCCUGGGCUUUGUGAGCGAAGAGGCAGCGAGGACGGAGAACGAGCUCGAGCCAGUGAGCCACAGGAAAGACAGGAUAGCAGUGGUCUAUGGAAAACAGGACUACAUGUGGCAUGGUAAAUAUGAAUAUGUGAAAGUGAUCAGUGAAGAACUGGAGACUCACGCCACAGUCUAUCAGCCUCCAGGACACACCUCACAUCUGCCCAGCUUUAUCAGAAACCACGGCCUGCUCACUCAGGACCAAUUCCAACAACUUCUCCGCAGAGCCAAGUUGUUUGUAGGUCUUGGGUUCCCCUACGAAGGUCCAGCUCCUAUUGAGGCAAUAGGCCUGGGCUGUAUCUUCAUUCAACCGAGAUUUGACCCUCCACGCUCAUCAGACAAUAAUGACUUCUACAAGGGCAAGCCCACCACAAGACAGAUUUCCUCCCAGCACCCAUAUGCUGAGGAAUUCAUUGGUAAACCCUAUGUAUGGACUGUGGAUAUGACCAACGAGACUGAUGUACGAGAGGCCGUCAAAGCUAUUCUAAGAAGUGAGGUGAAGUCUUUCACUCCUCAAGAGUUCACUUGUGUGGGAAUGUUGAAGCGGGUCCACGGUUACAUCACUCACCAGAACUUCUGCAGUAAAUCCGUCCCUACUUGGCCACCAACAAGUGCUCUCAGGGUGCACCUCGGUCCACUGGGCCAGUCCUGUGUGAGUGUGUGUCAGCGCUCCUCUCUUUUGUGUGAGCCUGCUCUGUUUCACCACCUCAACACCCCAGCUGCAUUUACCAGACUUGGAUUAAGUUGCUCCAACAUGGUGCCAGAAGUCAACCACUUGUUUCCUUCCUACAGCCCUUGGGGUCGUCAGUGUGGACUUCAGCUGGAGCCCCUGCUUUUCAGUUGUGCUGGCUCUGACUUUUCAUACCGCAGACUGUGUCCGUGCAGAUCUCACCUAAUUGAAUAGAUUUCAGUCUGUCCCGACUACCCUUAAGUAACACUGAAAGAACUCAGGAAAAGCACCAAAGAGCCAUCUGCAAUGUGUACUGUACAGGUAAAGAUUCCCAGCCAAAGGGAAACAGCUGUCCACCAAAGCUAUUGAAAGCCUUGUUUGUGUAUGCCCUUUUAUUAAUAACACAAUCAAACCACAGACAUUACUCAGGAAGCAACAGUGACUGAAUGUCAUUUUCUUGAAGUACCUGAAAUGUUGAAGAACUGUGAAUCCAAGGCCUGACUUCCCUCAGCGUCAAGUGUUGCAGCAUCUUAAGGAAAAAGCCUUUGAAUACAAUCAAUAUGCACUUCAAGGAAAAUCUGUUUACCUGUGUUUAAAUUAAGUGGAAACUGGCACCAGUGAGUAUAAAGCAGUUCAAUUCACAUCAGUCCAUCUCCUGCUCUAGUCAAACGCAGUACAGUAUGCUUCAGUGUUAUGCAAAAUAAGUAUCUAAUUAUUCAUUUGCUUGCAAUAAUGUAUCACAGUGGCCAGUGCUGCAUGGGAUUACUACUCAUGUUGCUCCUUCAUGCUUUACUGGCUGCAGAUAUUAGCCUGGGGCCUUAAAGGAGAGCGGGUGACAGCCUAAGUGAUGAGGCUCAUUAUCGGAGUGAAUCAUGGAUGACCUCUGAAUCCAUUUGGGAGGUCAGAGCCGUAUGACCAUUAUUAUACUGUCAUCUAAACCAUUGGUUCCCAACCAUCUUUGACUGAGGAAACUCCCUCAACUCUGUUUAAAUCUAUGCCCCCCCACCACUAUAGGAAGAGACUCAUUUUUUGGCUUUCAAACACAUAUGUCAUUUAAACCUGGGAAAAAAGUCAGUUUAGGACAGAAUUAAUUGUGUGUUUUUUUAAAAAUAGAAUUUUAAAGCUUGAAAUGAUUUUAAUCACAACAAAUGACUCAUUGUGCACCGGGGUUCUUAUGGGCUCCAGUAUUAUUCCCCAAUUGCUUCAUGACUUACAGAUUUGUUGAGACCCCAAGGGUAGUUUACAAUCCAAGCUGAUACGAGCAAAAAUGGAAACCUUACAUACGUACAGUUAAUCAUUUCCAUUUUGAAAGUCUUAAAGAGUCGCACAGGCUUUUCUCGUCGUUUCUCCCGUUGCACAACUGCACGCGAAAGAAACAAAUGAUAACAACUAAAGGUGAAACUGCAGCUCACAGUCAGUGAUGAGGUGCUGCACUUACAUGGUACAGCUGUUAGCAAAGAUGGCUCCAACAAUGGCAACAAGCUGCUGUUUUGAGCUUGACUGAUGUGAGGUUUUUCUUGGAAGCAACACACUGAUGAAUGUUAACUGGCGGAAAAAGAGACCUUGUUUCUGCCUCAGUACACUUCAUGUGACCAGAACACGUUGCCACUCAGGGAUCAGACCGCUCAGGCCUGCGACAACAAGACUGGUUGACAAUAUGAUUGACUCGUAAAUGGCUGUGAAAUCGUCCACGGGAACAACAUUUGUGAUGACUUUGGUGGAUUUGGGGGAAUUUGUUUGGCUCUGUCAGAUGUCACUUUUGCAAAAUUAGCUGGACCUUCCAAAGAUGAUGGAAACGAACUUGCAUUUAAGUAAGGGAGGCUAUUUGGAACAAAGGAAAAUUAAAGUUGUUUUUGACUCAGAAGGACAUCUCUGAAACUAAUUUGUGGAAAAUAGUGUGUAAUUUCUGGAUGAGUCACAUUAACUCAUAUCAGUUACAUGUGUCAUGGCAUAUAAAAGCUGUCACUUCGGCUGAUAGCCGAGGGUUCAAACCAAGGCUUCGCAAACAAGCCAAAGUAUGUAUGGAGCAAGCAGGGACAAAGGUUGUAGUGUUCCACAUGGCUGCCUACCGACUUCAUGCUGAAUGGGUAUACGAGUGCAGAACUGAAACAGUCCAUAUGUCUGCCAGAAACCCAGUCGAUAGUGCUAGGCAGUUUGUGAUUUAGAUGAUCUAAUUGCAGUCAUUUGAGGUCUGUGGUUAUUGCUGCAAAUUGGAUUUGUGCCUCAGGUUCAAUAGUAUAGAUUAGAAAUCGAUUGCAAUCCAUUGUGAGGGCAACAAUUGUCCAAGCAAUAUCUGCACAUUUAGUGCUUGAGCUCGGUGGUAAUUCCAAGGUGUGUUGGGGCCCUAGGCAUUCAUCCCCAUUAUGCUAUAAAUAAUCUGACACCACCACCAAAAACACACAUUAUCCUAGGAAUGGCAGGAACCGUGUUUAUUGAAGUAAAGACCAAGUUAACUGGUUAUGAAGUGUUAAUACUUUAACUACUAGCAUCUACAUUCUUGUCAUCUUAAGUAAGCCUAGCUAUCAUGACAGUAAACUAAAUAGGAAAAA